Molecule: messenger RNA, 1589 nt
Organism: Daldinia caldariorum
Lineage: Eukaryota; Fungi; Ascomycota; Sordariomycetes; Xylariales; Hypoxylaceae
Product: alcohol dehydrogenase
Exons: 2
Coding region: 248-1273 (341 amino acids)
Molecular function (GO): oxidoreductase activity; zinc ion binding
Source: RefSeq, a predicted model, not a curated record
GUUAUUCUUUAAGGCUCGUCUACAUUUUAUUUAAACCAUGAUCUGAGCCUCGUAUUUUGAGUCUAUCUUCUGGCUCAACUCCAGCUUUCUAGCCUUGGAAACUGUUUAUGCACUCACAUAUUCGUUUCUUUGUUUAAAGGAAAAGAGAGAGGGUAUUUCGCUGCUGGAACGAGUCGCAAGGUGUAUUUAACCCGAGAACUUCACCACGUCCAAAGCCAACAAAAGAAAUUUAAAACAACACGGGAAAAUGGUCGAACUACCAAAGACGUACAAGGCGGGCGUCUUGACGGGGAAAAAGAAGCCCAUCGAAUUCCACGAGAGGGAACUGAAGCUCCCUGGUGCCGGCCAGGUCCUGGUCAAAGUGCUCGCCUGCGGCGUGUGCUUCUCGGACGUGAACGCGCAACGCGGGGAAUAUGGCGACGACGUGUAUCCCCGCGUCCCGGGGCACGAGCUCGUCGGCGAGGUCGUUGCCAUCGGUAGCGGCGUGACGAGAUUUAAGGGUGGCGAGAGAGUGGGCGGGCCGUGGCAUGGAGGCCACGAUUGGACGUGCCGCCAGUGCGCCCGCGGCCAGUUCCAAAUGUGCGAUAACCAGGAAGUCAAUGGUGUCAGCCGAGAUGGCGGAUACGCAGAGUACACUUACCUCCGGGAAGAGGCGGUGGUGCGGGUGCCGUCGAAUGUGGACCCGGCGGAGACGGCGCCGCUGCUCUGCGCGGGCGUGACGGUGUUCAACUCGAUGCGCAAGAUGCACGUGGAGCAGGGCAACAUGGUGGCGGUCCAGGGGGUCGGGGGAUUAGGCCACCUGGCGGUGCAGUACGCGAACAAGAUGGGGUACAACGUGGUGGCGAUCAGCUCGGGGGACGAGAAGCGGGCGUUCGCGGAGCAGCUCGGCGCCCACCAGUACAUCGACGCGAGCCGCGAGGACCCGGUCAAGGCGCUGCAGGCGCUGGGCGGCGCGGCGAUGAUCGUGUCGACGGCGCCCAACGCCGCGGCCAUCAGCCCGCUGGUCGGCGGGCUGCAGGCGGGCGGGAAGCUGCUGGUGCUGGGCCCGCCGCACGACCCCGUCGCCUUCGACACCCUGCUGAUGAACAUGAAGAGCCUGUCCGUGCACGGGUGGUCCAACGGGCACGCGCUGGAUUCGGAGGAGGCGAUCCAGUUCUCGGUCGACCACGGCGUCAGGUGCUGGGUCGAGAAGUACCCGCUUGCGGAGGCGGCGAAGGCGAUGGAGACGUGCGCGGCGAAUAAGGCGAGGUUUAGGAACGUGUUGAUCCCGUGAGAUUGGGCAAAGUAGUUGGUGCAUUGAAGUAGGCGUUGUGAUAGAAGAGAGAGAGCUACUCUAGGAACAUAGGGGAGGGGAGGGGAAGGGGGGGUUAUAGUGGAAAAGUUGUUGAAUGUAAAAAGUGUUGGCUUUGGAGAUAGAGUGGGUUGGGUUGGGUUGGUAAGACUGAAAUUCCUAUAUUUUAUUCAUGAAAUAUAAUUAUGAUCCUGAUUGUGUUUUGUAAGAGCUCCUCACAUAAAUACCUAAGGUAAUUUAUACCUUCUUCCUAUUUUAGGUUAAGAGGUAGGUACCUUUCAUAAACAAUCCUUCCAUC